CGGCGGUACCCGGAGAGGACCAAAACACGACUGCAGCCUGGGCAGGACUUAACCGGGUCGAGUAGCCAUGCCCAAGUACUGCCGGGCUCCGAACUGCUCCAACACUGCGGGCCGACUGGGCGCUGACAACCGUCCUGUGAGCUUCUACAAGUUCCCCCUGAAGGAUGGCCCCCGGCUGCAGGCCUGGCUGCGGCACAUGGGCCACGAGGACUGGGAGCCCAGCUGCCACCAGCACCUGUGCAGUGAGCAUUUCACGCCUUCCUGCUUCCAGUGGCGCUGGGGUGUGCGCUACCUGCGGCCCGAUGCAGUGCCGUCCAUUUUCUCCCCAGCACCCCCUGCUAAGAGGCAACAGAGUUCCCGCAGCACUGAGAAGCCAGUCGUGCCUCCCUCCCCACAGGGCACGCCCCUGUCCCCUGGUCCUGCUGUCUCUGUCUCGGCCCCAGGCCCUGUGCCCCUUGUGGUACUGGGGUCAGCAUCUGGAGGCCCUGAGGCCGCGACCACCGUGUUCCUGACCCCCCUGCCACCCCCUCCUGCUCCUGCGAGGCUGCAGCCUGGAGUCCAGGCCCAGCACCCGCUGGCCAGGCUGGACGCUGUCCUGGGAGCGCUGCGGCAGCGGGUUCGGAGCCUGCAGCGGCGUCAGGAGCAGCAUGAGCUGCGGCUGCGGGCCUUAGAACAGCUGGCGCAGCAGCUGUGCCAGGAGGGCCCCCCGAGCCCCGUGAGUGUGGCCACCCGGCCCCCGUAGCCUGUGUCUUUUCCUUUAAACCAGAGACCGGUAUUUAAAAGUCAGAACACUUCACUCAUGUUUCCAAGUGUCUGGCUUUUAUUGAGAAAAGUCAAUCUGGUAACACCUACCAACUGUUGGUCAGAGCAGGGUAAUGGCUGCUCUGUUUCUUAAUAAUAUUUAAGGAGCCCUUUCUCUCUGCCAGACAUUGUUAAUAACUUACUGAAAACUCACUAUGACCUUCAUGCAACUGUGGUCCCCAUUUUUCAGAUGGAAAAACAGGCACUAGGACGCUACAGUAACUUGCCCGAAGUCAGGCAGCCACAAAGAUGCACAACCAGGAUUCAAGCCAGGGGUCUGACUCCACAGCAGGCCAGUGCCCUCCUAUUGGAGAGCUCCCUGCCGGGCCCCAAACAGAGCUUGAGUUUGAGGUUGCAGCUUUUCUACCAGAGUCGCCCCGGCCCCAUCUAAAGGCCUUUAUGUUCCUGCUUUUACUACUGAGUAUUGGAGGAGGGUAUCCUCUCUUGAAGAAUCAGUUUGACUAGGCCUUUUCCUUGCUAAAAACCCUAUGGCCAAGUUGGAGGUUCCAGGGCUCUCAGCCCUGGCUGGACAAGAGAAGUGAGAAGGGGUUUCAGAAAGGAACCCC
Messenger RNA from Lontra canadensis (Northern American river otter), 1367 nucleotides. RefSeq names its product THAP domain containing 8 (gene THAP8). NCBI's taxonomy places the organism in Eukaryota, Metazoa, Chordata, Mammalia, Carnivora, Mustelidae. The coding region runs from base 68 to 742 and encodes 224 amino acids. The record is from RefSeq and is a predicted model, not a curated record. The transcript has 3 exons.